AUGUCUGUUCCUCUCGAGUUCCUCAACGACCUCUCGGCUCCCCCUGCAGGACAGUCCCUCGGCGACCAGCUCGCCGAGGUCGUUACCGACAACGGACGGGUCAACUCGCUUCUCGACUGUCUGGCGACAACCGACAAGCCUGCCCUCUACUCUCCCGACAUGACAAGACCGCCUCUCACCCACGCCAUGCUUCACGACCACGUCAAGAACUUUGCUCUACCCACAUCGGGGCUGCACGAGCGACUCGGUCCCAACGACCGGAUCAUGCUCGCGCUCCCCACAGGUGCGGAAAAUGCGGUCGUCAUCAUGUCGAUCGCCAGCUACCAUACCGGCGCCCCUGUCAACUUCAACUGCACGGCAACUGAGUUGGCGGAGGAUGCGCAUCGCCUGAAGGCGAAGGCGGUCGUCACGACGAGGGACGCGGCGAACCGGUUAGAGUUGCGCAAGCUCCGCUCGGAGCUUGGCGCGGAGAUCAUCUUCGUGCACCCGCGUUCGCUUGGUGCUGCCGGUUUGUACGACAUGUCGAUCAUGACCGACAGCGAGGACGAGGAGGAGUGGGAUCAGAUUAUCUACAACUUCCCUCCCCCGUCCAAGCUCCACUGUCUUACCGACCAGUCUCUGGUCUUGCAUACUUCCGGGACUAGCGGAAAGAAAAAGGUUGUACCUUACAACCUUCGUUGUCUUAUCGUCGGGACUUGCUGUGUCAGCAAGUCUUGGGAUUUGUCCGUCGAGGACGUGAACAUGAACAUGAUGCCGCUAUUCCAUGUUGGCGGUAUCAUCCGCAAUCUGUGGGCCCCGAUGUUUUCGGGUGGUUCCGCGAUUAUGUGCGCCGGUUUCGAUGAUGUUGCUUUUUGGCCUAUUGUUAUGGAGCGUGGUGCUACUUGGUACUACGCCGCUCCCACUAUGCAUCACGCUAUCCUCUCGUCCCGUCCCUCGCACAUCAAGCCACUCAACGAUACCCGCAUUCGCAUGAUUGCCAAUGCAGCGGGUGGUUUGUUGCCGUCUCUCGCGCAGGAGCUGAAGGACACCUUCGGCGCCGUCAUCCUGCCCUCAUACGGCAUGACGGAGUGCAUGCCCAUCGCAUCGCCUCCCACCAACUACCAGCUCGAGCGUCCUGGCUGCUCCGGCAUCGCAUGUGGACCUUACAUGUCCAUCCGCGACCCCUUCAACCUCGAGCGCGAGAUGCCGAUCGGCUCUACCGGCGCGGUCUCCUUCCGUGGCCUGCCCGCGUUCGACGGAUACGAGAAGGAGAUCGGACAGCCCCUCGACACCUCGUCCUUCUCGUCAGCGGGAUGGUUCGACGGCGGUGACAUGGGUUUCAUGGACUCCGACGGCUACCUCUUCAUCACCGGUCGCUCGAAGGAGAUCAUCAACAAGGGUGGCGAGGUCAUCUCGCCGUUCGAGAUCGAGGAGGCCAUCACCGCUCUCGCCAAGGAGCGUGUCAAGUCUACCAUCGCCUUCUCCGUCGAGCACGAGGUCCUCCAGGAGACGAUCGGCGUCGUCAUCGUUCCCCAGCCCGACCAGCCCCGUAUCGGGCUCGGCGAGCUGCUUGACAUCCUCAAGGUCCAGCUUCACCCAUCGAAGUGGCCUUUCGUCAUCGUCUACAUGGACGACUUGCCCAAGAACAACGCCGGCAAGCCGCUCCGCAUCAAGCUCGCACCUCGUCUCGGCAUCCCCGUGAUGACCGACGACACCCCGCUCGUACUCCGGUACUUCGAGGCGACAGCGCCGGACAAGAACGUCCCGCUUUCUGAGCCCAUCCCCUCCACCCGCGUCGUCCCGGAUGUGAAGCUCCUCGAGGAGGAGCUUCUCAAGAUCCACGGAGUGCAGGAGGUCGACAUCCGCAUCUCCGACAUUGGCACCCCCGAGGUGCUCGUCUCCGUCACGCCCAUCUCCGAGCUCGACUCGCACAAGCUCGUGGCGUUGCUUCUCAAGCACGUUCCCGGCUACAGCAUGCCCGACCCGCUGUACGUCUUCGAGAACCUGCUCGAGCGCAAGAAGGACGGGUCCGUCGACUGGGAGUACAUGGAGUCCGAGAUCAAGCGCCGCAACGCGUCCAGCCUGUCUGCGCGUGCCCUGCACGUCCGUGACAUCGUCGCGGAGCUGCUCGACAAGGACGUCGGAACUAUCGCUGGUGAUAGCGACUUCUUCCUCAUCGGCGGCAACUCGCUUCUCCUUGGCCGCCUGGCGCACCACAUCCGCAAGGAUAUGGGUGUCACGCUGAAGGUCUCCGACAUCUUCACCAGCAGUACCAUCAACGGUAUUGCGGACCUCAUCGAGGCCGAAGCGUCUGGCGAGACCGUCCAGGGACGUCGUGGAACCGCUUCUGAGAAGGCGGCGAUCCACCGUUGCAGUAUCUCCUCCAACGCCAGUACGCUCGUCGGUGAAGAGCGGAAGACUCGCUCGCAGACGCACCCCCUGGCUCUCAUCAUCCAGGCGCUGCCUGUGAUCAUCUUCCACCCCAUGAAGACUGCGUUCACGUGGACAGCGCUGUUGUACAUCCUGUCGCGGUUCUCGGGCUUCGUCUCGGUCGGCUACUGGGAGCGUGUCGGCGCACUACUCGCCGCCAUCGUCUCAGCCCGCCUGCUCGCUCGUAUCGUCUGCCCCAUCGCGGCGAUCAUCUUCAAGUGGGUCGUCAUCGGCCGCUACGUGCCUGGCACGUACCGCUACUGGAGCAACUAUCACCUCCGGUGGUGGAUCACGAACCAGUUCGUGCGCAUCGCCGGCCGCGGUGUCUUCGCCAUGCACCCUAGUAUGGAGUUCCUCUACUUCCGUGCCAUGGGUGCGCACAUCGGCAAGAACGUCAAGAUCGAGAAGGGCGCUCGGCUUGCCGAGUUCGACUUGCUUUACCUCGAGGACGGCUGCCGUAUCGACAAGGCCCUCGUCCGUGGCUUCUGCGUUGAGCGCGACGGCUUCUUCCGCCUUGAUCCCAUCGUCGUUGGCAGGAACGCUGCGGUCAACACGUACACCAACAUCAGUCCCGGUGCGAUCAUCCCCGAGGGCGCCGUGUACGGCCCCCACUCCUCCUCGUUUGACGAGCCGUCCCCGGAUGGCUACGACACGCUCAACCGCACGGAGGCGCCGGAGCCUCACUUCCUCAUGAAGCUCCUCUUCGCGUUCCCCAUCAUCUUCGUCGUCAUGUUCAUCUCCUACAUCCCUUGGUUCGCCGCCCUCGCCGGCCUGCUCACGCAGACGAUCGGCUCGGACGGCCUCAGCGACCUGCAGGCGAUCAUCCGUUGGUUCGCGUCGCCGACGCGGAUCGGCUGGCACGUACUUGCCCGCAUUUGCCGCGAGAUCUUCCCGUCCGUAAUUCAGGUGGCCCUCGGGAUCGUCGUCAAGCGCACGCUCGGCUUUCACAGGGAGAUGCCCGUGUCGGAGAUGUCGCAGUGGACGCUCACGCGCCGCUACAUCAACAACACCCUCCUCGACCAGAAGACGAUCAAGAGCGCGUUCGACCUCAUCGGCUCGCACUACGAGACCACCUCGAUGAUCUACCGCGCCAUGGGCGCGAAGAUCGGCAAGCGCGUGUACUGGCCGGGCUCGGGCAUCUUCUGCCCCGACCCCGAGUUGCUCGAGAUCGGCGACAACGUCAUCUUCGGCUCGCGCUCAGAGGUCUUCACCACGGACUCUAUCGGGUCCGCCAGAAUCACCAUCGGUUCUGGGUCGAUGAUUGCGGACCGUGUCGUGCUCAUGCCCGGGGCCAAGGUCGGCCGCAAGGUCGUCAUGGGCUCCGGCGCGCUGGCCAAGCGUGACGGUGAGUACGGAGACGGCUCCGUCUGGAUGGGCAACGACCGCGGCGAGGCUGUCUGCUUCGGUAAGCCCAACAAGGAGACCACCGACGAGGUGCUCUCGACGCCCUUCGGCCGCGCCUUCUACGACCGCGACGCGUCCUACUACGUCUACCCCUACUGGUUGCUACUCAUCGUCUACUUCCUCGUCAGCGCGUUCAGCGCCGGCUACUGGGCGAUGGGCCCCGUCAUCGUCACGCAGAUCGUCAACGCCAUCCGCCGCCUCCACCCCGACCUCGACCUCUUCGACGGGUCCGGCUCGGAGCUCUUCAUCCUCUUCGGCCUCGUCGCCGCCUGCUUCAUCUUCGUGCUUUCCUGCCUGUCCUUCUUCAUCAUGCUCUGGGUCAUCGGCACCAAGUGGAUCAUCAUCGGGCGUCGGCGCGAGGGCCGCUACGACUGGGACCAGAGCUCGUACUGCCAGCGGUGGCAGCUGCACCUCACCGUUGCGCGCCCCGUGCACCGCGGGUUCGACAACGGCGGUAUCCUCGGCGGCAUCAGCGGGUCCGCGUACUACGCAUGGUACCUGCGCGCCCUCGGAGCCACGGUCGGUAACGACUGUGCGCUUUUCGCGGGCGGCAAGGUCGGGCUCAUGACUGAGCCCGACUUGGUUGAGAUGGGCAACAACGUGUCGAUCGACGACUGCUCGGUCGUGGCGCACAUCAACUCGCGCGGCAACUUCUCGCUCAACAAGCUUCGCAUUGGUCAAGGAUCUGCGAUGCGCGCUGGCUCACGUCUGCUCUCCGGAGCGGCGAUGGACGAGUCUUCGAUGCUGUGCGAGCACACGCUCCUCACCUCUGGCGAGACAGCGAUGGCGGGCGCGGCGUACGCUGGAUGGCCCGCACGGCAGCUUGACGACGUCUUCUUCCUCGAGCGCGUGCCCUCGGGCGCGUCUCAGGGCGCGGACAUCCCGCUUGCGCGGGACUACAGCCGCAUGGACCACAUCCGGCGGUCGAUGUCAAUUGCGGUGCGGGACUUCACCGCGGACUCGACGACCGCGGGGUCGUCGGAGAGCGGGGACGCGACCGAGACCGAGAAGGACACGUCGAGCAAGACGGGUCUGAUGGUUUAG
Trametes versicolor FP-101664 SS1 is the source of this 4857-nucleotide messenger RNA. Its product is annotated as acetyl-CoA synthetase-like protein. The transcript is spliced from 6 exons. Gene Ontology annotation, biological process: fatty acid metabolic process. Bases 1 to 4857 code for a protein of 1618 amino acids. The record is from RefSeq and is a predicted model, not a curated record. Gene Ontology annotation, molecular function: phosphopantetheine binding; medium-chain fatty acid-CoA ligase activity. Lineage: Eukaryota; Fungi; Basidiomycota; Agaricomycetes; Polyporales; Polyporaceae.